Ambispora gerdemannii is the source of this 193-nucleotide messenger RNA. NCBI's taxonomy places the organism in Eukaryota, Fungi, Glomeromycota, Glomeromycetes, Archaeosporales, Ambisporaceae. The record is from the annotation of a GenBank genome assembly.
AGUAAAAGACCAAUCCCAUGUCUCGGAAGGCACUUUGACAAAGUCAAGCUGGAUUAACAAUGAUUAUGUGUCAGUUCCUGGCCUGGUUUAUGAGACAUCUCAACAUGCAUCUGUUUCAGCUUUAGCUUUUUAUUUUUAUUAUAACAGAGGCGUCAUGACAGUUUCUUUUUUGCUUGCGACUCCUGCGACAUGA